This is a messenger RNA of Colletotrichum tamarilloi, 1188 nucleotides long. RefSeq names its product acetyltransferase. The record is from RefSeq and is a predicted model, not a curated record. The transcript has a single exon. Gene Ontology annotation, molecular function: N-acetyltransferase activity. Lineage: Eukaryota; Fungi; Ascomycota; Sordariomycetes; Glomerellales; Glomerellaceae. Bases 1 to 1188 code for a protein of 395 amino acids. Gene Ontology annotation, biological process: mitotic sister chromatid cohesion. Gene Ontology annotation, cellular component: NatA complex.
AUGUCUCUCCCCCAGACCACGACAAUGAAGCAACCACCGACCCAGUCCUCCAUCAAAUCCUUCUUCCAACCCCGCCAGCAACCCACCUACGCUCCGCCUCCCCCAGCGUCAAAGUACGCCCCCGCGCCGUCAUCGAAUGGAACAGCAGCUGCCCCUCCUCCCACGACCAAACCCCCACCAUCGUCAACAACAACAGCACCACCACCACCUCCUCCUCCCAAAUCCUCAGUGACGACGGCGACAACAACGACAACACCAUCGAGAACCUCACCUCCAGCAACGACACCGCAAACAUCACAACCGCCAGCCUCGGCGCCCCUCCACCCAAGCGCCUCGAUCCGCCCCGUCUCAGACCAAGACCUCCAACCCCUCCGCCGCAUAAACUCCCUCCUCCUCCCAGUAGCCUACCCAGAAACCUUUUACGCCGCGGCCUUGACGGGCCCCUUCUCCCGCGUCGUCACCUGGCGCGACCAACCCACCACAAACUUCUCUCAGGAAAUCGUCGUCGGCGGCGUCGUAGCCCGCAUCGAGCCCUCCCCCUUUCCGUCCGCGACCCCGACCCCGACCCGCCUCGAACACGCCCUCUAUAUCCAGUCUCUCGCCCUCCUCUCCCCAUACCGCUCCCAUGGCCUGGCCACCGCCGUAGUAGACCAUCUCGUCGCCGCGGCCGCAAACUCUUCCCCCGACGUCAACCUCCGCCACAUCUACGCCCACGUCUGGACCGACAACGAGGAGGGCAUGCGCUGGUACGCCGCCCGCGGCUUCGAGCGAUACGGUGAGCCGCUGCAGGGGUACUAUAUCAAGCUCCGACCGGACUCAGCCUGGAUCGUCCGCCGCGCCGUCGGUCCUCUUUCCAUCGGCGGGCAGCAACAGUCCUUAUCCUCUGACAGAGCCACGGCACCACCGCCGAUCCCAGGUCCCACCGCCGUCGUCGCGAACCUGCCACCCAUGAAUGGAAGCAAUGGUGCCGGCGGGCCCCCUCCUCCACCGUUGUCGAGGACAAUCUCGGGCACAUCCUUCCAGAACCGUCGCGCGGCGACAGAGUGGAACGAUCUUCCCGACGAAAUGGCAUCGGCCAAGCUCGCGCCUCCCAAGAGCAGCGGCGGCUCGGGCGCGAGUUCCCGCAGCAGCUCGACAGUGAGGAAGAAGAAGGAUAGAUCCUACCCGGCUGCCGCUUUCCAGGGCUAG